AUGGCUCCUUUGGAACUGACAGUCGCCGAGAAGUAUCAGAAAGAUUUCAAUGCGACGGUGAGACGAUGGAGUAAGGGCACACGAUUCGCAGAGGUUCGAUGCUUUCAGCGGCCAAAAUUUUUCGAAAUGUUAUCUUCAGAUUUACGAAUUGCCUACGUCAUGUUUCUAUUCUUAUGUAUAUGGUCCAAAAUGGAAUUCCAAACUGGAGAACUCCACCGCGGACCCGCAACUCGCUAAUAAUCUUGUUACAGCAAUCGAAGCGAUUAGUCGUAGGUAAGGCUGUAUCACUAAAGAGAAACACGAGGCGGUGAGGCCAGAUUAAUAUUGCGAAAAGCGACACCGAUGAGCCGGUGUCACAGUAUUCACGCGUGUCGGAAACGCAUUCACGCAAGAGGGGAAGAGAAGAAAGAGAAGGCAGACGGGCGAUCGUGUGAUCAUGGAAGAAGUGACCGGUUGAGAGAUGGUCAGGGACCGUUCGGAAUGAGACCGUAAUGGGUAGAGAGAUCUUAACGCGAGGAUUCUGAACGCCUUCCUCAGUUUUGCUGCCGACUUCUGAAUACUUAUCUAUGGAUCAUUCCCUAGUUAGGAAAAAUAGUUAUUCCCUACAAUUUCAGCCUCGAGAGGUACUCCCGCAUGCAGAGACUCAAGGAGAUGCAUCUGUUCAUCCAGGAUUUCUUGCGCGAAACCAUAAAUGAAUUACUCUGUAAUCACAGAGAUCCAAUUUUCCCGGUCGAAUGGGUCAGUUCGAGUUUGACCAAUGCACUUGUCUAAUAAGUUGUUCAGGCUUUUCCCGAAGAUGAUUUCUGUUUCGAGUUUCCCAUCAGCGAGAAGAAUAAAGUAGGCAUCAACGUGAUGUGCCCUCAGGUACAGAUUUUGGGUGAGUUGAACUGAUUUUCCGGAUAAAUCGCAUUCAAUUGAUUACAGUUAUCGAAAAUAUCAAAAUUGGAUUCUCGAGUUCAAUGGUCGGAAAAUGUUUUCCGUCGGAAAUAAUACUCAAUACCAAUGAGUCCUACUUUCACAGUGUUCAUCGGCUCUUCCGUAAUAUUGUGCAUGAUUCCGUCUGGUACUUGGAAAGCCCGAAGAGAUCAAGAAAAUCAUAUUUAUAUUUCAGUGAAUUGACAGACAAAUGCAAAGUAUACAUUCCAAAGGAUGAAGAGCAAGAUGUUGUGGAAUGGUUGAAAAACGAGAAAGAGGCCAGAGAGAACGAAAUUUACGCUAGAAUGGAUCAGGAUUAUGAUGAGCGAGAUACGAAAGAGCAGAAGGAACUCAAUGCGAGACAAGAAAAAAUGAAGCGACUCCGGCUGGGAACACUUUGCAAUAACCAUAACGUUCCCGAUGAGAUUCCAUACCCGGAAGAGCCCGUUAGAGAAGAAAUUAAGUCGCCCGAAGAAAACCCCGAACUGAUUACCCUCAGCGAUAAUGGUAACGUUGAGCACAACGUCGAGGACAACAUUGAUGACUUUGUCGAUGAGGACGAGAUUGAUAUGAGUAAUGAAGAUCCAGCGGAAGUAGAAAUUCCACCAGUCGAAAAUAGUCGGGAAAUGGAAACAGAUUUCAAUGGGCUCAACAAAAUUCUUCAUGACGUCGAGGUAGCUCAGUCUCAGUCUACUGACCCGUCGGAUGACUUUGAGGUGGACAAACGCAAGAGAUGCUCCGAUUCUGCCGACCCAUUCCCCGAAAGGAUUGCCACAAAGAAAAGACGAUCUGUCGGGAGCAUGUGCUCCGCGAAUACCUCAGCAUCAACCUCAGCUCACUCCUCACCAGUUGAUCAGGAAUCCGAUGACGCACUCAUUGAAGAAUCGAACUCGCAUUCGUCGACCCAGACAGAGGAAGCCGUGCAGGUCUCUCCAAGAAACGAGAACGAGGUGAAUGAAGAGCCGAGUGACAGCCAACCUUCCGAAGAUAUUCUGCCCACUAUUGAUGAGGUCGAACACUUCGAUUCUCCCGAGUUGCAGAGACCACCACCACAACCGUCCUCAUUCCCUGCAACUUCUGCGAGCUCUUCCACAGUCGAAGGCGAUCAUUCGAAAAGCGAUGAGAUCGUCGAAAAACCGUCGAUCUGCUUUCAACUAAACUCUCGUCUGAUCCAGAAAACGACAAUCGCGGCGUUUAGAGGAGAGAAGCCGAUCGAUACCAACAUCAAGAGAAAGGAAGUUGAGAAGAAAACGAGAGAGCGAACGCCGAAUCCUACUUCUGGACACUCGAAAAGAAUGAUCCCUCCCCCGGUGGCUCCGAAGAUCGAAACGACACUUGCGUACAAUUCCUCCCGACCGCUGCACUUCAUUGUACGGAAGAACAAAGUGUUGCACAGGACGUGGAAUGAAGUGACGACAAAAAAGCAAUGGAAGAAGAUGUUCAUGAGCAAGUCCGAGAUGAGCAAUGUGAAGCUCGACCUAGUGGAGCGCAUCUCGAGCAGACUGGUCUCCAACCGGAUGGCCUUGGACAGAACGAAGAUCGAGUGAGUUCAAAAGUAUUGGCCGCUCAUAAUUUUCCUUUUUAUUUUUCAGACGUGACGCUCAAAGAUCGUUCCGGAAAAACACGGAGAUUCCGAUCGAGAAAGUGAACGAAUUCGUCAAGAGACACAUCGUCGCACUUUUCACGAUCAGCGGCUGCAAUGAGAAGAUUGUGAUCCCUGAGCAAUGGGUAAGCUCGGCGAGUUCUUCUCGAAAGAUCUAAAGAGUUCUGCUUUCAGGCUGUGUUCGAUCCGAAGGCCAAACUGUUCGUCAGUGCGGGAGACAAGCACGCAGACGUGGGGAAGACUCGCUGCUUUCUCGGCGGCCAACUCUACGAGUUGCUGCAACCCUCCAGCAAAAAGAAGGCUGGACUCAGCAAAUCGGCUAAAACGAUUCUGGACGACUUCAAGGAGGCGAGCAGCAAAUUGGUGGCGGACCUCGUCAGAACGGUCUUCGACGUGAGAAUGGACUCUCAAGAACACGUUUCAUUCUACUUCAAUGGUAAGUUCGACUACCGACCACCCUACAAAAUUGACUAA
Caenorhabditis sp. 36 PRJEB53466 is the source of this 2992-nucleotide messenger RNA. The record is from the annotation of a GenBank genome assembly. NCBI's taxonomy places the organism in Eukaryota, Metazoa, Nematoda, Chromadorea, Rhabditida, Rhabditidae.